AUGUUGCAUUCUCUGACAAUACCCAAGAUGGAAUCAAAAGGAUAUUUUCAGAAGGAUUUCGAAAUUAGAAUUGAGAAAUCCGGAAACAAAAGAAUCUGCAACCAUCAAAUACAAACACUUAUUGCAGUUCAAAACAUCAGACGAUUAUUAUUACUUUCAUCGCCCGAUGAAAGAAAAAUACGUAAUAAAAGAAGCAUACGACAUAUGGGUCCAUCCAUAUAA
Clunio marinus is the source of this 222-nucleotide messenger RNA. The record is from the annotation of a GenBank genome assembly. Lineage: Eukaryota; Metazoa; Arthropoda; Insecta; Diptera; Chironomidae.